This is a messenger RNA of Exophiala bonariae, 444 nucleotides long. RefSeq lists its product as uncharacterized. The record is from RefSeq and is a predicted model, not a curated record. Lineage: Eukaryota; Fungi; Ascomycota; Eurotiomycetes; Chaetothyriales; Herpotrichiellaceae. The transcript has a single exon. Bases 1 to 444 code for a protein of 147 amino acids.
AUGUCCAACUCUUCACAAGCAGGCGUCGCAUCGUCCGCGCAACAAGAUACGGCAGCAUCGUCAGCUCAACGUACAAAGGAAGCAAGAGAUGCUUUCACAGCCUCGUUGAAAUCGGAGGGUGCUAUAAUCGAUGCUGAAUUGCAAGCACGAGCGAAGAACAUCCAUGCCAACUCCAAGGCACUAACGAAACAGGAAGAGGACUUACGGAAACAGACCAAGGCUUUGUCGAAAGAGAGCGAUUCCCUUCAGAAAUUGGUUGACAAGACGAAGAAGGAAUUUGAAGGUCUCGGUGAUCUGGAUGCUUUGAUGGCAGACCUGGAUGCUGACCUUGCUAUGAUUGAGGAGACGAUUCGAAUAGCUGAAAACAGCGACGAAGAGGAGGAAGGUGAGGGUCAGCAGCCUGAAGUUCUUGCUACCUCCAACACUCCACGAUCUGGAACAUGA